AUGCUCUCCCUCCUCCCGCCCGCGCGGCUUCGCGCCGCGCCCUCCGACGCCUCCGUCACCUCGCCGCGCCGCCCGGCCGUCAUCCUCCCAGGGCUCGGGAACAACACGGGCGACUACGCGCGGCUGGCCGCGGCGCUGCGGAACGGCCACGGCGUGCCGUCCGUCGUCGCGCGGGUCUCGCGCCCCGACUGGCUCCGCAACGCCGCCGGGCUCGCCGACCCCAGCUACUGGCGGGGCACCCUCCGCCCGCGCUCCGUCCUCGACUGGUACCUGAAACGAGUGGAGGAAGCGGUGUCCGAGGCCAGGGAGCUAUCCUCUCCAGAUGGGAAGCUAUCAUUGAUAGGGCAUUCAGCUGGGGGCUGGCUCGCGCGCGUGUACAUGGAGGAAUUGGGGACUUCUGACAUAAGUUUGCUGCUCACGCUUGGCACUCCCCACCUGCCACCUCCCAAAGGUGUUUCUGGCGUAAUUGACCAAACUAGAGGACUACUGAACUACGUCGAGAAGAAUUGUGCCCCUGCAGUUUACACACCAGAACUACGAUAUGUAUGCAUUGCUGGAAGGUACAUUCAGGGUGCUCCUUUAACUGGAAACUCAAUUGCUACUACUACUACAGAUGAGCUUGUCACAGUAGACACCCCAUCAGAAGUAGCUGAAGCAGUCAUGGUCAGUGCCGACAACAAAUCCGCUCCAACAGGCCCCACCUUCCGGGCCCGUUUCGUCGGACAAGGCUACAAACAGGUUUGCGGCAGCGCCGAAGUCUGGGGAGAUGGGGUCGUCCCCGAAGUGUCAGCGCAUCUAGAGGGCGCACUGAAUAUAAGCUUCGACGGCGUGUACCAUUCUCCUGUAGGUUCUGAUGAUGAAGAGAGGCCUUGGUACGGCUCACCGGCGAUCCUAGAGCAAUGGGUGCACCAUCUCCUCAGUUGA
Messenger RNA from Triticum turgidum subsp. durum (durum wheat), 924 nucleotides. NCBI's taxonomy places the organism in Eukaryota, Viridiplantae, Streptophyta, Magnoliopsida, Poales, Poaceae. The record is from the annotation of a GenBank genome assembly.